Messenger RNA from Metarhizium robertsii ARSEF 23, 1659 nucleotides. Its product is annotated as arginine deiminase type-3. The transcript is spliced from 3 exons. Lineage: Eukaryota; Fungi; Ascomycota; Sordariomycetes; Hypocreales; Clavicipitaceae. The record is from RefSeq and is a predicted model, not a curated record. Gene Ontology annotation, molecular function: protein-arginine deiminase activity; calcium ion binding. Gene Ontology annotation, cellular component: cytoplasm. Bases 1 to 1659 code for a protein of 552 amino acids.
AUGGGAGCCCUUGCCCAGGCAGCCACGUUCAAGGCUGAUAUUAGAGCUGAUAGCAACCGCGACGGCAAGGUUGAUACCGAGGGCUUAUCAGACUUGGGAAAAGGGAAAGAAACCGGGAGUGAAGAAGUCGGUGCUCUUUUCCUUCCCAAUAUUGGCGAUACUUCCGACAGGUGCCGCGAGCUACAUGAGGCUCAGCCUGCUGCCCUGGUGAAAUGCAAUGACGCUUCUGAUGACAUCCAGCGGGCAUCUAAAUACCUGGCUCCUCUACGGACAGUCCCUAUUUCGUCUCUCGGCUCAUCAGCAGUCGGCCGGAUCUCAGUUUCGGAUCCAUUAGCCCGCAAGUGUGUCCGCAUCUUUCAUCGGAGCGCUGCACCGGAGUUUUCUCAGGAGCAAAAGGAUGUCUUCGCAAUUUUUUCUGAAGAGGAGCCAGACAAUGAAUGGACAAUUGUUGACGAGAAGACAACCUUUUCUGCCACAGAGCUUGCCCAGGGGCUGCAGCUUGGAAUCGACGCCCGCGGUCCUCGAGGUCACCUGGUGGCCGAGAUUGAUGAUGAUGGCAAUUCUAAAACCGACAAGAAGACAAAGACACAUUUUGCUGGUAUCGAAGCCAGCGCGAAGAAGGCCGGGAUUGAGGAACCAGUCCAACAAACGUCUGCACCUAACGGCUUCAUCCAAGACCUCUUCGAAACAAUGCAAGCUAGCAUUCCCGGACCAGAGGGCACAGUUAUUAGCUUGCCUAUUAUUCUGCCAGCACCGAUGGCACAUGGCUUAUAUCACGUACCGCAGGCUGUGGCCCGCCAGAUUCGUUCUACUGGAGUUGGUAUGGUUACAGACGUACAGCCCCAAGGGUCAAACGAAGAGACGCUUGAUGCCAUGGGAAACUUGGAAACGAUCCCGCCCUACGAGUUCAAUGGCAAGAACUUCUCGGCGGGAAGAAUAGUCAUGGGUGCCAAUCAGACGGCGGGGAGGGUGCCGUUAUCAUUGCCCUUUCUUCAGGCCCAGGAGAUGCAGGAUCCGCUGCUUAUAGACACGACGUGGCUCGAGGUCCAGCAUGUGGACGAGUUUCUCCAGUUCCUGCCGGCCAAGACAUCCCAGACGUCUCGCAAAUGGUGCGUCAUGGUUAGUGAUCCGCUGGCGACACUCGAGAUCUUGCGAGGAGCCCAGGCCGAGGGCCACGGCAAUGACACGUAUAUAACUCGGCCGGCUGGAAACAAGUACACCUUUAAUACGGUGGACAAUAUCUUGGGCGACGGCUCAUUUGCAAAGACAAACGAAGAGUGCGCGCGGCGCAUUCAAGGGGUCCUUGACGUGCUCAAGGCCGAAACUGGCAUCACGGAAGACGACAUCUUUCGCGUUCCGGUGCUAUACGACAGACCGAAGUUGAAAUUUCCAUCCAACGGAGACUUCCAGGUUCGCGCCGUAUACCCCAACGCCAUCAAUGGCCUCGUCCUGAAUGACUGGCUCUACGUGGCACCGAAGCAAUGGGCCGUGGUUAACGCCACGGGUACAGACGUUAUGCAGUAUGCCGUGGAAAUGGCGUAUGGAAAGGCUGGCUACAAGGUCGACUUUGUAGACGACUGGGAACUUCACAUGAGAAUGGGAGACAUUCAUUGUGCUACAAAUGUCUUUCGGGAACUACCGGGGCCUAUGCCUGCGUAA